Messenger RNA from Lathyrus oleraceus (garden pea), 1095 nucleotides. RefSeq lists its product as uncharacterized. The coding region runs from base 1 to 1095 and encodes 364 amino acids. The record is from RefSeq and is a predicted model, not a curated record. Gene Ontology annotation, molecular function: DNA-binding transcription factor activity. The transcript is spliced from 7 exons. NCBI's taxonomy places the organism in Eukaryota, Viridiplantae, Streptophyta, Magnoliopsida, Fabales, Fabaceae.
AUGGAGAUGAAGGCACCACCUCAUUCCAAAGAGGAUGAAACUUUGCAUAAUUAUCUCACUAGUCUGCCUCCUUUAGAGACCAACGAGGAUGCUGGAGCUACUUUGAAUUCACUUGCCUUUGAUUUUUCUCCUACUACAUCAUAUGAUAACGUCUUAUUCAAUAUCUUAUAUGAUGAAUCCAUCGUUCCCAUAAGAAAUAACCCCUUGGACACAUCAAUGCCUAAACUUUUUUCUGAGGAUGCAAAAAAAAUACAUCCACAUGAAGAAGCUGAUAAUGUAAUUCCUACCGAAGAUUACUCACCUGACUUAUCUUUAAUCUCAAGUGAUGGUUUUAUGAAAGAUUCAGUUGAGGGUGGAAAUUGUAUUCAGGAAGUAGGUCAGGUUGAGGCAAACAGUGAACUUCCUGAUUGUGAAAAUCAAAUUCAGAGAUGGAAUGAUGAGGUUUUUCGUACACAGGAGCUCGUUUUAGAUAGGCUUGAGAAUAGGAUGACCAUUAACGUAGCAAAAUCUGAUGAACAGAAUGCUAGUAAUCAAAUCAGUCGGAGUAGUCUCAUAAUGCCAUUUCAGGACCUAACGAAUAAACAGUUGAAUCCUCCAAACUUGAAAAGGAAGAUGAAUGAUCAGAUUCAUCUGGAUGCUUCUUUCUUAACACAUGAAAAUCAGGAGGAAAGUGCUGAUUUCUAUCAGAGUAUCCCCCAAAAGAAGAUGAAAAUCCACAACUCAAAUCCAACUGGGGAAGGAGGGGCAUGCAAUAACUGUAAAUGUAGAAAAUCUCAGUGUUUGAAACUUUAUUGUUCGUGCUUUGCUGCUGGAGUUUACUGCACAGGACCUUGCUCAUGUCAAAACUGCUUGAAUAAUCACAUUAAUGAAGAUAAAGUCCUGGAAGCUCGCAAGAAAAUUGUGCCUAAGGUUGUAAGAAGUUCUGAUUAUUCACCUCAAAUAAACAAAAGUGGAUGCAACUGCAAUAAAACAAGCUGCAUGAAGAAAUACUGUGAAUGUUAUAAGGCUGGUGUUGGUUGCUCCCCAAGUUGUAACUGUCGAGGAUGUGAGAAUAUACAUGGUAGAAAGGAUGGUGUGGCUGGAACAAAGUCUUAG